Molecule: messenger RNA, 1981 nt
Organism: Abrus precatorius (Indian licorice)
Lineage: Eukaryota; Viridiplantae; Streptophyta; Magnoliopsida; Fabales; Fabaceae
Product: calmodulin-binding protein 60 A-like
Exons: 8
Coding region: 57-1784 (575 amino acids)
Biological process (GO): regulation of salicylic acid biosynthetic process
Cellular component (GO): nucleus
Molecular function (GO): sequence-specific DNA binding; calmodulin binding; DNA-binding transcription factor activity
Source: RefSeq, a predicted model, not a curated record
CACCGUAACUAGUGUAAUAUUAUUGGGAUUCUGAGAAUCGUUAAUUUAAAGCUUUGAUGUCAUCGAAAAUGCAGUCUCACAAAGAGCACGAGGGUGACGAUGGAAGAAGUCAUAGAAUUCCAAUUCAACAGUUUAAACAGAGACACGGUGAUCCAAAGAUAGUAACUUUUAGUGGCUUUAAUGCGCUGAGAGGGCUGGGGACGAAUCAUGAGUUGUACCUGGAACGUUUAUUCCGAAGAGUGGUACGAGAGGAGGUGGAACAUAAAUUCCAGGAACAUCUAUAUUCAAGUUGGUGCAGGGGAAUGGGUAAUCCGGCAAGCACAUCAAGAGCCACACCCUUGGAAUUGCGUUUCAUAAAUAAAUUGCCUGAUACAAUUUUCACCUUUUCUAACAUGACAGCAAAGGAUAAAACACCCAUUCAAAUUGCUCUCUUUGAUGUUAGAUCUCAGUCAAUCGUUAAUGUUGGUCCCCUCUCUUUUGUAAAGACAGAGAUAUGUGCCCUCGAUGGUGAGUUUGGUUUCAAUGGAAGUGGGGAUUGGACUGAAGGUGAAUUCAAUGUCAAUAUCUUGCGCGCGAGAGAGGGUAGAAGGCCAUUAUUGAAUGGAGAUAGGUUUAGUACUCUGAAAAAUGGGGUGGGUUGUAUCAAUAAAAUUAUGUUCACAGAUAACUCAAGAUGGACAAGAAGCGGAAAAUUUAGGUUGGGAGCCAAAGUUGUGCAACCAAUUUCCAGUGAAGCAAACAUCAGGGAAGCUAGAAGUGAUCCUUUUGUUGUUAAAGAUUACAGAGGAGAAUCGAACAAGAAACACUACCCUCCUUACUUGCAUGAUGAAGUUUGGCGUUUAGAGAAAAUUGCCAAAAAUGGACCUAUCCGUGAGCGGUUAUCUCUUCAUGGAAUUGACACCGUUAAGGAUCUCUUGCGGUUAUACACGACAAACCCAUCUUCGUUGUCUGAGAUUGCCAAAAUUUCCAAGACUUCAUGGGAACAUAUUAUUAAACAUGCUAAGACAUGUUUAAUAGACGAUGUCAAGCUUUACGUCUACCGCACAGCUGAGCAAUCGAUGGGCUUGCUUUUCAAUUGCAUCUACGUUCUUGUAGGUGUGACAUUUGAUGAUCAAAGUUAUCGUUCUUUUGAUUCUCUCACCCCCAAAGAGAAGCAUUUGGUGGAAAUAUUGAAGCGUCAAGCUUACAAAAAUGUGGACAAUUUCAAACUAAUUGAUGAGACAUCAUUGAGCUGCUUAAGACCAUUGGAAUGUCUAGGAGCCGGGCAGUCUCAUGGAACAGGGCUAGGUCUUCAACCGUUGAAUAUCUCUACAGGACAAGAAGGUUACAAAGGAACAUGGCCAAAUUAUGCUCAACCAUAUGCCUCAACUUCAUAUACGGAUGGAGCACAUAAUUACCAACCCUUUGUUGAUCCACUUCUAGACACAAGAGAAAUGCAACCAAAUAGUUCAGUAGAGGGUGGUUUUUUCUCUAGCGGAUCGCAUUUGCCAGUUCUGAAAGAUGGUUAUUCAACGGAGAAUGACGGUUCACAUGUUCAAUUCACAAAUUGUGGUGCAACAGGGGGCCAAGAAAAUGCCUUUUACUUUGCCUCUUGUGAUGAAUUUGACAACAUGAGAGCAGACUUUUGGCAUUCUCAUUUCUUCAAUUCUACUGGGAACAUACCAAGCAAUGAAAAACCCAAAACAUUGUGGUGUAAGAUUCGGAGUGUUCUCAAGUGUGUCAUAUUAGCCAAAAGGGAUGUCGCUGCCAAAAAGAAUGCCGAGCUAUUAAACUUCUACUAUUAGACUAUUUUUGUUGUUCUUGUUUGGCUUCUCUAGCUAGAAUGCAUCUACAAGCUCCAUAGAUAUCAUACAAAUAGUUUUGCAUUUGUGUUUCUUGUAGUUUACCCACUUCAAAGUCAGAUGCAGUGUAGUAUCAACAAUGUCUUGUAUGCUUUCUGGGAUUAUCUAAACGCGGGAUUUAUUGAAAAAUUGGUCAGUGU